Aegilops tauschii subsp. strangulata is the source of this 1596-nucleotide messenger RNA. The record is from RefSeq and is a predicted model, not a curated record. Lineage: Eukaryota; Viridiplantae; Streptophyta; Magnoliopsida; Poales; Poaceae.
AUGGCCGCUCCGCCGCCGGUGCUCACCCUGGCGGUGGAGAAGGGCCCGCGCGAGGGAGAGACCCGGCGAUGUCGCGCGGGCGCCGCGCUCCGCGUCGGCCGCGUCGUCUCCGGCAACGACCUCGCCGUGCGCGACGUGGGCGCGUCGCAGCGCCACCUCACCAUCGAGUUCCUCCCGCCUCCCGCGUCCCGUUGGGCCGUGUCCGACCUCGGCUCCUCCAAUGGCACCUUCAUCAAUGGUGCCCGCCUCCUGCCCUCCGUCCCCGCCCCGCUCUCCCACGGGGACCUAAUCAUCCUCGGUCAGUCCACCGUUCUCGCCGUGUCCAUCGCGCCUGAUUCGGAUGUGAAACCCGGCCCUAGGCGCUCCUCGCGCCGCGCGGCGGCGGUGGCUGUGGUGGAGGAGAAGCCGACCCCAUCCGUCACCCGCCUGAGCACACGGAAGAUGGUGGGGAAGAGGGCGGCGGCGGCGGCGUUGGAACCCUCCGAAACUGAGAAGGGAGGGCCGGAUGCAGCGGCAGUAGUGGUGGAGGAAGAGAGCCACCGGGUAGUUACACGUGGUGGCGGACGGAAGAAGGUGGCUGGAGCGGAGUCCGUCGAAGCGGGUAAGGAAGAGAUGGAGGAGGCCGCAGUGGCGACACUCUGCGAUAGGAGGAAGGCUGUGGAGCCCCCUGAACUGGAGAAUGCAGAUGAGCGGAAAGAGGAGAAGGCUGCGGUGGCAACACGCGGCAGGAAGAGGAAGAAGGCUGUGGAGUUCCCUGAACUGGAGAAGGCAGAUGAACAGAAAGAGGUGAAUGCCGCGGUGGCAACAUGCGGCAGGAAGAGGAAGAAUUCUGUGGAGUUCCCUGAACUGGAGACUGUAGAUGAACAGAAAGAGGAGAAGGCCGCAGUGGCAACACGCGGCUGGAAGAGGAAGAAGGCUGAGUCCUCUGAACCGGAGAAGGGAGAUGAGGGGAAGGAGGAGGCUGUGGUGGUGACAUGCCGUGAAGGGAGGGAGGUUGCAACGACGGUUGCUCCUCCGCCGCUGCCUCCAAAGCCAACGUCCAGAAGGGUCCAGGGAAGGGUCACAAGGGCUCGUGCAAGGAAGGCUGUUCUUGAGGAGGAGGAGGAGGUGGCUGCACCAAGAGAGAAGGAGAAGAGUGAGGUGGCAGCUGGGGAUGAAGAAGUGGAAGGGACUGCAAAUGCAUUGGAGGAAGUGCCUGUUGCUCAGAGGGGGCUGGCACGUAGAGUGCCAAAAGAGAUGACAGAUACUGAGUGUGUUGCUUCUGACAACAGGGGUAAGGAGAUAAAUGAAGGUGGAGGAGAGGAGGAGAAUGGAAAGAUGGAAGCAGUUAACAGUGGAGGAGAGUUAGAGGAUGAUGAGAAGGGUGAGAAGCAUACUGGGAGAAGCAGCCUGGAUACUAUUACAUUGCAGGAGUGGUUCGAGCGGAUGGAAAGGUACGUUCCAUGGACGAUCAAUGAAGCUGCUGAUGAGAUGAUAGCGACGCUGGAGGAGAAACAUCGGCGCAUCAAUGAGUACAUUUCAGUGCUCGGGAAUAGUUGCAAUCCUUCUCGAGAUUCAUGUAUAGUCAGGAAUGAUGGUCAGUCUACUGCAGGGUGA